Vicia faba (fava bean) is the source of this 1263-nucleotide messenger RNA. The record is from the annotation of a GenBank genome assembly. Lineage: Eukaryota; Viridiplantae; Streptophyta; Magnoliopsida; Fabales; Fabaceae.
AUGGAGUUUAUAAGGUCCUACCACUUAUCAGCUUCUAACUCGUAUUCUCCCACUUUCAAGUUUACGUGUCAACGAUUCGACAAGUGUAGAUUGACAUUACCUGGAGUUAUAAUUUGUGCCAAUCGGAAGCUUAGACCUGACGAAUUCGUGUGGAGACGAGAUCAGUCAACCCAAAAUGUCGAUUUCCCACCUAAGUUACCUAAGAAGAAGAAGAAACCAUUCCCUAUUCCCUUUAAAGAAAUCAAACAAGCUGCAAAGGUGGACAGAAAACUUGCUAGUAAGGGAAUAGAGAAACCUCUUGAACCUCCAAAGAAUGGAUUGCUUGUUCCGGACCUAGUCCCGGUUGCUUAUGAAGUAUUUGAUGCUUGGAAGCUUUUGAUUAAAGGUCUUUCCCAGCUAUUGCAUGUCAUUCCUAUAUAUGGCUGUAGUGAAUGCUCGGAAGUACAUGUGGCUCAGACUGGUCACUGCAUUCUAGACUGUGAAGGUCGUACCAGUUCAACGCGUCAUAGUUCUCAUGCGUGGGUCACGGGUUCCGUCAAUGAUAUACUGGUCCCAAUUGAGUCAUAUCAUCUCUUUGAUCCAUUUGGUAGGCGCAUUAAGCACGAUACACGGUUUGAAUACGAUCGGAUUCCGGCUGUUGUUGAGCUCUGCAUUCAAGCCGGUGUGGACAUCCCAGAGUAUCCUUCGCGGAGAAGGACUAAUCCCAUACGAAUGGUAGGGAGGAGAGUACUUGACAGAGGCGGUCAUCUAGAGGAGCCUGAGCCAUUUAACUUUGUCGAGUCCUCUUCCAUCAUCGACUUUGAUACUUACAGAGCCUGUGAGCGAUUUCCACGUCCACCUUUGUCAGACGUGCCUAAAAUCGCCCAAGAAACGAUCAACGCAUAUCAAAUUGUUAGAAAGGGUGUCAGGAAGUUGAUGAAGAAAUACACGGUGAAAGCGUGCGGCUAUUGCUCGGAGGUUCAUGUUGGACCGUGGGGUCACAACGCGAAGCUUUGUGGAUCAUUUAAACAUCAAUGGAGAGAUGGAAAACAUGGUUGGCAGGAUGCUACUAUAGAUGAAGUCUUACCUCCAAAUUAUGUGUGGCAUGUCAGAGACACGAAUGGACCUCCAAUCACGGCUGCAUUAAGGAGAUAUUACGGAAAGGCUCCGGCCGUAGUAGAAGUGUGUGUACAAGCGGGCGCACGUAUACCAGACGAGUACAAGCCGAUGAUGAGGCUUGACAUUGUAAUUCCAGAUUCCGAUGAGGCAGGAAUGAUUGCUUGA